AACCAGUCUAGCUCAACCAGAUUCGGUCCAAUCUUUAAAACAUUGAUCUCAAGCUCAAAUUUUUUUUUAAAUCCAUCGAUUGAGAAGUUUUCUGAACCGUGAAAGAGCAACAACUGGUACUCCUAAGAAGCAUACUCUUCUUUAUUACUUCAAAAUAUCUGUCGUACCUGUAACAUAUGCUAUUCAUACACCCUGGGAUAAUUUUUGUACAAAAACAGUUUUCAUUGUUGGCUUUUAGUGUCUCUGCACUGAUCAACAUGAGUGUGGAUCUAAAGAAAACUGCCUCUAACGGCCAUGAGAAAAUCUUGAUAUCACAAGAACAGCAGGCACAGAUCAAUGAGGUUAGAAGGUUAAUAGGGCCACUGUCCGGCAAGGCACCAAUUUAUUGUUCUGAUGCAUCCAUCUCAAGGUAUUUAAGGGCACGAAACUGGAAUGUCAAGAAGGCAGCUAAAAUGUUGAAGCAGACCCUAAAAUGGAGAGAAGAAUACAAGCCAGAAGAGAUCCGCUGGGAAGAUGUUGCUCAUGAAGCAGAGACGGGGAAGAUCUAUAGAUCAAGUUAUACCGACAAGCAUGGGAGAACAGUCCUUGUUAUGAGACCUGGUCGCCAGAACUCGAAGUCAACAAAAGGACAGAUUAAGUAUUUGGUAUACUGCAUGGAGAAUGCUAUUUUGAAUCUUCCGCCAGAACAGGAACAGAUGGUCUGGCUGAUUGAUUUUCAGGGAUUCAAUUUGUCAAAUAUAUCAGUCAAGGUGACACGUGAAACUGCCCAUGUAUUACAAGAACAUUAUCCGGAACGACUGGGUCUGGCAAUACUGUACAAUCCACCUAAGUUCUUCGAACCAUUCUUCACGAUGGUAAAGCCCAUAUUAGAGCCUAAGACCUAUAAUAAAGUCAAGUUCGGUUACUCUGACGACCAGAACACUAAAAAGAUUAUGGAGGAUUUGUUUGAUUUGGAUCGUGUUGAAACUGCAUUCGGUGGGAAAGAUGAUACAGGAUUUGACAUUAGCAGAUAUGCUGAGAAAAUGAAAGAGGAUGACAAGAAGAUUCCCUCUUUCUGGACAAGGGAAAACUCUCCAUCAUCAGUCCCAAACAAUGUUCCUUCUUUAGAUUCCAUUAGGUUAGACGCCGAUUCUGAUGCUUCUGACAAUGAGAAAAUAGACGGUUCACCCGAACCUGGGAUGGAUCCGGAGAUCAUUAACCCUGAUCAGAAUAGCUUGGUUAAUCAAGGGGAUAGAAAUGCUAGUGCGGAUAUGCAUUAGAGUGAGAAAUUACGUACCUGAGUUCCUUUUUUCACGAGUGCAUAGUUAACUGUAAUGUAACAGGAUGCUGUGACAUUCUUGUUUGAAAUUUAGAAUCAAGAGACUUUUUGUUAACUAAAUGUUGAUUUACAGAUGAUUUUACCUUGAGGAUUGAAGCUUCUGACCGAUAGAACGGGAAUGGAAUGCUUGCUUUGGCAUCAACUAGUCUUUUGCUUCUCGUGA
Messenger RNA from Gastrolobium bilobum, 1481 nucleotides. RefSeq lists its product as uncharacterized. Gene Ontology annotation, molecular function: phosphatidylinositol transfer activity. The record is from RefSeq and is a predicted model, not a curated record. Lineage: Eukaryota; Viridiplantae; Streptophyta; Magnoliopsida; Fabales; Fabaceae. The transcript is spliced from 6 exons. The coding region runs from base 177 to 1259 and encodes 360 amino acids.